UGCCUGCUGGGCUGGAUCCAGAACCGGCUGCCCCAGCUGCCCAUCACCAACUUCAGCCGCGACUGGCAGAGCGGGAGGGCACUGGGAGCACUGGUGGACAGCUGUGCCCCGGGGCUCUGCCCCGAUUGGGACUCGUGGGACCCCAGCAAACCGGUGGAGAACGCGCGCGAGGCCAUGCAGCAGGCGGACGAGUGGCUCGGCAUCCCCCAGGUGAUCACCCCCGAGGAGAUCGUGGACCCCAACGUGGACGAGCACUCGGUCAUGACCUACCUGUCCCAGUUCCCCAAGGCCAAGCUGAAGCCGGGGGCCCCCCUGCGCCCCAAACUCAACCCCAAGAAGGCGCGAGCCUACGGCCCGGGCAUCGAGCCCACCGGGAACGUGGUGAAGCAGCGAGCGGAGUUCACGGUGGAGACCAUCAGCGCCGGGCAGGGGGAGGUGCUGGUGUACGUGGAGGACCCGGACGGGCACCGCGAGGAGGCUAAGGUUGUGCCCAACAACGACAAGAACCGAACCUUCUCCGUGUCCUACGUGCCCAAAGUGACCGGCGUGCACAAGGUGUGGGUGCUCUUCGCGGGCCAGAACAUCUCCAAGAGCCCCUUCGAGGUCCAGGUCGGGGGCGCCGCGGGCGACGCCUCCCGGGUCACGGCGCAGGGCCCGGGGCUGGAGCCCACUGGGAACGUGGUCAACAGGGGCAGCCACUUCGAUGUGUGCACAGCAGGCGCGGGCCCGGGCGAGCUCGCGGUCUCCAUCGUGGACCCCAGCGGCCGCCGGGGGGCGGUGGAGCCGACGCUGGAGCCGCGCGGGGACGGCUCCUUCCGGUGCAACUUCCGGCCCGCGGCGGAGGGCACGCACAGCGUGCACGUGACCUACGGCGGCGUGCCCAUCCCCCGCAGCCCCUUCAGCGUCCACGUGGGGCCGGCCUGCACCCCCUCCCUGGUCCGCGCCGUGGGGCGGGGGCUGCAGCCCAAGGGGCUGCGCGUGAAGGAGCCGGCGGAGUUCAAGGUCUACACCAAGGGGGCCGGCAAUGGGGAGCUCAAGGUCACCGUCAAGGGGCCCAAGGGCCCCGAGCCCGUUCGCCAGAGGGAGCUCGGGGACGGGGUCUUCGCCUGCGACUACGUCCCCACGGUGCCGGGGCCCCACACGGUGACCGUGCUGUGGGGGGGGCAGCCGGUGCCCCGCAGCCCCUUCGAGGUUCAGGUGUCCCCUGAGGGGGGCCCCCCCCGGGUGCGCGCCUGGGGCCCGGGGCUGGAGGGCGGCGCCGUGGGGAGCGCGGCCGAGUUCGUGGUGGAGGCCAUCGGGGACGACGUCGGCACCCUCGGGUUCUCGGUGGAGGGCCCCUCGCAGGCCCGCAUCGAGUGCGACGACCGCGGCGACGGCUCCUGUGACGUCCGCUAUUGGCCGCAGGAGCCGGGCGCCUACGCCGUGCACGUGCUCUGCGACGGCCACGACAUCGCCGGCAGCCCCUUCAUGGCCGACGUCCGCCCCGCGCCCCGGGACUGCUGCCCCGACAAGGUCAAGGCCCAUGGCCCGGGGCUGGAGAAGACCGGGGUGGCCGUGAACCAAGCGGCCGAGUUCACCGUGGAUGCCAAGAACGGGGGCAAGGGGGCCCUCAAAGUGCAGAUGCAGGACGCCGAGGGGACCCCCGUGGACGUCUCGGUCAAGGACAACGGCAACGGCACCUUCAGCUGCUCCUAUGUGCCCAAGCGGGCGCUCAAGCACACGGCCAUGGUGUCCUGGGGGGGGGUCAGCAUCCCCCAGAGCCCCUUCCGGGUGGGGGUCGGGGCCGGGAGCCACCCCCACAAGGUCAAGGUCUAUGGGCCCGGCGUGGCCAAGACCGGGCUCAAGGCGCACGAGCCCACGCACUUCACUGUGGACUGCAGCGAGGCCGGGCAGGGCGAUGUGAGCAUCGGCAUCAAGUGCGCGCCGGGGGUCGAGGGCCCGGCCGAGGCCGACGUUGCCUUGGACAUCAGCCGGGAGGCGGACGACACGUUCACGGUGCGCUACGAGCCCCGCGGCGCCGGCACCUACACCAUCAUGGUGCUCUUCGGGGAGCAGCCCAUCCCCAGCAGCCCCAUCCGGGUCAAGGUGGAUCCCUCGCACGACGCCAGCAAAGUGAAGGCCGAGGGCCCGGGGCUGAGCCGCUCCGGGCUGGAGCUGGGGAAGCCGACGCAGUUCACGGUGAACACCAAGGGGGGGGGGCGCGGGGCCCUCGAGGUGCAGGUGACCGGGACCGGCAACGGGGAGGCCGCCAAGGACCUGGAGGUCAUCGACAACGGGGAUGGGACCCACACGGUCAAAUACACCCCAGUGCAGCAGGGUAACUUGGAGGUCGCAGUCACCUAUGGGGGCGACCCCAUCCCCAAGAGCCCCUUCACUGUGGGGGUGGCCCCAGGCCUGGACCUCAGCAAGAUCAAGGUCUCCGGCCUGGAUGAGAGACCGGAAGUGGGCCGGGAGCAGGAGGUGCUCGUGCAGUGGCGCGGGGCCGGCGGCGGCGGCCGCGUGGGGGCGCGCGUGAGCGGCCCCUCCCGCCAGGGGGCGCCCUGCGCCGUGGAGCCGGGCCCGGACGGCGCCAGCCUCGUGCGCUUCGUGCCGCGGGAAGAGGGCGCGCAUGCGCUGGAGGUCACGUACGAGGGAAACCCCGUGCCCGGGAGCCCCUUCCCCAUGGAGGCGGUGCCCGGGGGGGCGGAGCCCGGCAAGGUGCGCGCCUUCGGGCCGGGGCUGCAGGGGGGGCUGCCGGGGGUCCCGGCGCCCUUCACCAUCGACACCAAAGGCGCCGGCACCGGGGGCCUGGGGCUGACGGUGGAGGGGCCGUGCGAGGCCAAGAUCGAGUGCGUGGACAACGGGGACGGGACCUGCUCCGUGUCCUACCUGCCCCUGGAGCCCGGCGACUACACCAUCAACAUCCUGUUCGCCGGCAGCCACGUGCCGGGGUCCCCCUUCCGCGCCCCCGUGCGCGCCCCCUUCGACGCCUCCAAGGUCACGUGCUCGGGCCCGGGGCUGGAGGGCGCCACGGCCGGGCAGGCCGGGCACUUCCGGGUCGACUGCAGCCGCGCCGGCAGCGCCGAGCUCAGCAUCGGCAUCGCCUCGGAGGCGGGCGCCCGCGCCGAGGUGCGCGUGGAGGACAACGGCGACGGCACCUACACCAUCGCCUACACCCCGCUGAGCCCCGGCGUCUACAGCAUCACCGUCGAGUACGGCGGGCAGCCCGUGCCGCACUUCCCCAGCAAGGUGCGCGUGGAGCCCGCCAUGGACACCGCCGGCGUCAAGGUCUAUGGGCCCGGAGUGGAGGGGGAAGGGGUGUUCCGCGAGGCCGUCACCCAGUUCCACGUGGACGCGCGGGCGCUCUCCCAGGCGGGGGGGCCCCACGUGAAGGCGCAGGUGAGGAACCCCUCGGGCAACGUCACCGAGACCUUGGUGGAGGACCGGGGCGACGGCACCUACCGGGUGGAGUACACCCCCUACGAGGAGGGCCUGCACACCGUGGACGUGAGCUACGCCGGGAGCCCGGUGCCCCACAGCCCCUUCCGCGUCCCCGUCACCGAGGGCUGCGACCCCGCGCGCGUGCGCGUCCAUGGCCCGGGCCUGCAGAGCGGCACCACCAACCAGCCCAACCGCUUCACCGUGGAGACCCGGGGCGCAGGCACGGGGGGGCUGGGCCUGGCCGUGGAGGGCCCCUCGGAGGCGCGGAUCUCGUGCACGGACAACAAGGACGGGAGCUGCUGGGUGCAGUACAUCCCCUCGGAGCCGGGCACCUACAGCCUCAACGUCACCUACGGCGGGCACCCGGUGCCGGGGAGCCCGUUCAAGGUGCCGGUGACGGACGUGGUGGACGCCACCAAGGUGAAAUGUGUGGGGCCGGGGCUGACGCCGGGCGCCGUCAGGGCCAACGUCCCCCAGAGCUUCACCGUGGACAGCAGCAAGGCCGGGGUGGCCCCAUUGGAGGUGAAGGUGCAGGGACCCAAAGGUGUGGUGGAGCCGGUGGAGGUGGUGGACAAUGGGGACGGGACCCAGCGUGUGAGCUACGUCCCGAGCCGCGAGGGGCCCUACAGCAUCUCGGUGCGCUACGGCGAGGAGGAGGUGCCCCGCAGCCCGUUCAAGGUGAAGGCGCUGCCCACCCAUGACGCCAGCAAGGUGAGGGCGAGCGGCCCCGGCCUCAACACCACCGGCGUCCCCGCCAGCCUCCCGGUGGAGUUCACCAUCGACGCCAAGGACGCGGGCGAGGGGCUCCUGGCCGUGCAGAUCACGGACCCCGAGGGGAAGCCCAAGAAGGCGUCGAUCCGGGACAACCAGGACGGCACGUACACGGUGUCCUACGUGCCGGACACGACCGGGCGCUACACCAUCCUCAUCAAGUACGGCGGCGACGAGAUCCCCUACUCGCCGUACCGCAUCCGCGCCGUGCCCGCCGGCGACGCCAGCAAGUGCACGGUCACCGUCUCCAUCGGAGGGCACGGCUUAGGGCCCGGGCUGGGCCCCACGCUGCAGCUGGGGGAGCAGACGGUGAUCACGGUGGACGCCAAGGCGGCGGGCAAGGGGAAGGUCACGUGCACCGUGAGCACCCCCGACGGCACCGAGGCCGACGUGGACGUGGUGGAGAACGCGGACGGAACCUUCGACAUCUUCUACACGGCGGCGGAGCCGGGGAAGUACCUGAUGUGUGUGAGGUUCGGGGGGGAGCACGUCCCCAACAGCCCCUUCCAGGUCAUGGCGACGGAGCGGGCGCUGCUGGGGGUGAAUGGGCUGGACAUGGCCGGGCUGCGGCCCUUCGACCUCGUCAUCCCCUUCACCAUCAAGAAGGGCGAGAUCACAGGGGAGGUGCGGAUGCCCUCGGGCAAGGUGGCCAAGCCGGACAUCACCGACAACAAGGACGGGACGGUGACGGUGCGGUUCGCGCCCACCGAGGCCGGGCUGCAUGAGAUGGACAUCCGCUAUGAGAGCAUGCACAUCCCAGGCAGCCCCCUUCAGUUCUAUGUGGACUACGUGAACAGCGGCCACGUCACCGCCUACGGCCCCGGCCUCAUCCACGGCACCGUGAACAAACCGGCCUCCUUCACCGUCAACACCAAGGACGCCGGCGAGGGGGGGCUGUCUCUGGCCGUGGAGGGCCCCUCCAAGGCGGAGCUGAGCUGCACGGACAACCAGGACGGGACCUGCAGCGUCUCCUACCUGCCCGUGCUGCCCGGGGACUACAGCAUCGGGGUCAAGUACAACGAGAAGCACAUCCCCGGGAGCCCCUUCACCGCCCGCAUCACCGGUGACGCCAGCCUGCGCCAGUCGCACCUCAAGGUGGGGGCCUCGGCCGACAUCCCCCUGGAGCUGGGCGAGAGCGACCUGAGCCAGCUGACGGCCGCCGUCACCGCGCCCUCGGGCCGCAAGGAGCCCUGCCAGCUCAAGCGCCUGCGCAACGGGCACAUCGGGAUCUCCUUCGUGCCGCAGGAGGUGGGGGAGCACCUGGUGCACGUCCUGCGGGGGGGGCAGCCCCUGCCGCGGAGCCCCCUCUCGGUCACCAUCAGCCAGGCGGAGCUGGGCGAUGCCGCCCGCGUGCGCGUCACCGGGCCCGGCCUGCGCGAGGGCCGCACCUUCCAGCCGGCGCACUUCACCAUCGACACCCGCGACGCCGGCUAUGGGGGGCUGAGCCUGUCCAUCGAGGGCCCCAGCAAGGUGGACAUCGGCACGGAGGAGCUGGAGGACGGCACCUGCCGGGUCUCGUACUGCCCCACGGAGCCGGGCAACUACAUCCUGGCCCUCAAGUUCGGGGAGCAGCACGUGCCCGGGAGCCCGUUCUCGGUGAAGGUGACGGGCGAGGGCCGGCUGAAGGAGAGCAUCACCCGCCGGCGCCGCGCCCCCCCCGAGGCCUGCGUGGGCUCCGCCUGCGACCUCAGCCUCAAGGUGCCCGAGCUGAGCGAGCACGAGGUGACGGCGCUGGUCACGGGCCCCUCGGGCCAGGCGGUGCCGGCGCAGGCGCUGGAGGGCGAGGGCGGCGCCUACAGCAUCCGGUUCGUGCCGGCCGAGACCGGGGUGCACUCGGUGAGCGUCAAGGACCGGGGCCAGCACGUGCCGGGGAGCCCCUUCCAGUUCACCGUGGGGCCCAUGGGAGAGGGCGGCGCACACAAGGUCCGAGCGGGGGGACCCGGCCUGGAGCGCGCCGAGGCGGGGGUGCCAGCCGAGUUCAGCAUCUGGACGCGGGAGGCGGGCGCCGGGGGCCUCUCCAUCGCCGUCGAGGGCCCCAGCAAGGCCGAGAUCGCCUUCGAGGACCGCAAGGACGGCUCCUGCGGGGUCUCCUACGUGGUGCAGGAGCCGGGUGACUACGAGGUGUCGGUGAAGUUCAACGAGGAGCACGUCCCCGAGAGCCCCUUCGUGGUGGCGGCGGCGGCGCCCUGCGAUGCUGCGCGGCUCCUCACUGUUUGUAGCCUUCAGGAAUCGGGGCUCAAGGUUCACCAACCCGCCUCCUUCGCCGUGAGCCUCAAUGGGGCCAAGGGGGUGCUGGACGCCAAGGUGCACAGCCCCUCGGGGGCGCUGGAGGAGUGCCACAUCACCGAGGUCACCGAAGACAAGUACGCCGUGCGCUUCAUCCCCCGGGAGAACGGGCUCUACUCCAUUGAUGUCAAGUUCCAGGGCUCGCACAUCCCCGGGAGCCCCUUCAAGGUGCGCGUGGGGGAGCCGGGCCAGGCCGGGGACCCGGGGCUCGUGUCCGCCUACGGCCCGGGGCUGGAGGGCGGCACCACAGGCUCCCCGGCAGAGUUCGUGGUGAACACGUCCAAGGCGGGCCCGGGGGCUUUGGCCGUCACCAUCGAGGGCCCGUCCAAGGUGAAGAUGGAUUGCCGGGAGUGCGCCGAGGGCUACCGCGUGAGCUACACCCCCAUGGCCCCCGGCAGCUACCUCAUCGCCAUCAAGUUCGGGGGCCCCCACCACAUCGUGGGCAGCCCCUUCAAGGCCAAGAUCACCGGCCCGCGCCUCGUGAGCAGCCACAGCCUCCGCGAGAGCUCCUCGGUGCUGGUGGACGCCGGUGGGGGGGGCGCAGCCGCGGCGGCCGCUGGAGGAGCCCCCCCCGGAGCCGCCCCCCCGGGCUCGGACGCCGGGCGCGUGGUGGCCAAAGGGCUGGGGCUCAGCAAGGCCUUCGUGGGGCAGAAGAACAGCUUCAGCCUGGACUGCAGCCGCGCCGGGAACAACAUGCUGCUGGUGGGGGUGCAGGGCCCGCGCUGCCCCUGCGAGGAGAUCGUGGUGAAGCACCUGGGGAACCAGCUCUACAGCGUCAGCUACGUCCUGCGGGAGCGCGGCGACCACCUCCUGGUCAUCAAAUGGGGCGAGCAGCACAUCCCCAACAGCCCCUUCCGGGUCACCGUGCCCUAGGGCCGGCCCCGCG
This is a messenger RNA of Neopsephotus bourkii (Bourke's parrot), 7363 nucleotides long. Its product is annotated as filamin-A-like. Gene Ontology annotation, biological process: actin cytoskeleton organization. The transcript has 45 exons. Gene Ontology annotation, molecular function: actin filament binding. The annotation marks the transcript as partial. The record is from RefSeq and is a predicted model, not a curated record. Lineage: Eukaryota; Metazoa; Chordata; Aves; Psittaciformes; Psittacidae.